CUUGAUGAAAGUUAUUGUAAUUAUCAGGAACUAGAUUUCUUGGUUGAAGCCAAGAACAGCGAGAAAUGCUUGGAUAAUUUUCGGAAGCUAUCUCCUCACUUAGCACCUUAUGUAUAUGCACCAAGGGUGCUUUGGACUCUCAGUACCACAAAGUUAUUAACCAUGGAGUUUAUGGAUGGAGCACAAAUAAAUGAUGUGAGGGCAAUUAGAAGACUUGGACUUCAACCACGUGAAGUUGCAAAAUUAGUUAGUGAAUCUUUUGCCGAAAUGAUGUUCAAACAUGGGUUUGUGCAUUGUGACCCACAUGCAGCAAACUUGCUGGUUCGCCCAUUGCCUUCUAGCAGAAAGGGCAUUCUAGGCAAGAGAAAACCCCAGUUGAUACUUCUAGACCACGGUUUGUAUAAAGAACUUGAUUGUGAAACAAGAACCAACUAUGCAGCACUCUGGAAGGGAUUGAUAUUUGCUGAUGCUAAGGCCAUAAAAGAAAACAGUGUGAAACUGGGAGCUGGAGAGGAUUUGUAUGCAUUAUUUGCUGGAAUACUUACUAUGCGGCCAUGGAAUAGGGUAAUUGAUCCAGCUGUUGAUCACUUGGUCAUACAAGGCGGUGAUAGUGACUGUUCCGAAUUACAGAUGUAUGCUUCUCAGUAUUUCCCUCAAAUUUCAGAGCUUUUGAGGAGGCUCCCGCGUGUAAUCCUUUUAAUGCUGAAGACAAAUGAUUGUUUACGAGCAGUUAACAAUUGUCUGUUACAGGGAUCUUCUCUUGAGACAUUCUUGAUCAUUGGAAGGGUCUCUUCUGAAGCUGUUAUUGAGGCUAAAUUGUUACAAAAGAAAUCCUUCUUGCCUUGGUUGAAUGUCUGGUUGGAUGAGAUCUUGUUGGAAGCUCGCCUUCUGGGAAUGCAGGUGGCCCUGUGGCUUUUGUGGCUUAGAAAAGCUCUUUGUUGGUGUAACUGAAGAUGUAUCAGUCUCUUAAGUCUUAUAGUUGUUUUUUGUUUCGGCUCGGAGAUUCUUUGGCUCCACGCUCAUGAUCUCGGAACAACAUGCAGGGUCUUGAUCAUGGAUCCGACAAAAAUUCAUUUUUUAAGGUUGAGUAAGUAAAUGAUUCAUAGCAUCUUGUUUCAAGAUGCAUAGAAAAUGCUCAAAAACUUUCUGGGCACAAAGUGAGAGACCAAAAGAAACCUAUAAUUUAUUCCGGAUAUUACUUCCACCCAAAGAGAGAAAUUUGUCAAGUGAUUAUAGAAUUACAGACUGGUACAUUGAAGUGAUUGUUUAACAGAUUCAUUUCCAUCGGGAAUUGAUGUUUAGGAAAUAAAAACUUGGGUUGUUGUUGAUUUUAUUAUUAUUUUCUAUCGGCUAGCAAUGUUGUUAUGUAUUUUAUGCUUGUCACAUGUUGGCCGUUCAAAAUAAAACACCUUAUCAGGUUUCUGUUAUACCCGUUUAAACAUUACUCCAAGCACAAGACUCUGGUUGGUGGCAGAGGGUAGAAAAGAAGACAUGGUGGGGCAGACAGAGAGAAAAUAGUUGGAUAAUGACAUCUCUGAAGAAGAAAAUUCCUGUUUACCUUCAUGAGUGAAAAAUUCACUGUUAUGUUGCCAAAAGAAAAAAAAAAUGUAGGUAAAUUGGACAUGUUUACUUGGUAGCUUUGAGAAGCAAAAAUCCGAAACCAUCCAGACUCGGUCCGACUCGCUGAGUCGGGAUGUGAGUUGUUGG
This is a messenger RNA of Morus notabilis, 1707 nucleotides long. Its product is annotated as putative ABC1 protein At2g40090. The coding region runs from base 163 to 951 and encodes 262 amino acids. Gene Ontology annotation, cellular component: mitochondrial inner membrane. The transcript is spliced from 6 exons. The record is from RefSeq and is a predicted model, not a curated record. Lineage: Eukaryota; Viridiplantae; Streptophyta; Magnoliopsida; Rosales; Moraceae. Gene Ontology annotation, biological process: lipid homeostasis; mitochondrion organization.